Messenger RNA from Strongylocentrotus purpuratus (purple sea urchin), 1951 nucleotides. It is a transcript of the gene spon2, whose product is annotated as spondin-2-like. Gene Ontology annotation, biological process: cell adhesion. NCBI's taxonomy places the organism in Eukaryota, Metazoa, Echinodermata, Echinoidea, Camarodonta, Strongylocentrotidae. Gene Ontology annotation, cellular component: extracellular matrix. The transcript is spliced from 5 exons. Bases 482 to 1621 code for a protein of 379 amino acids. The record is from RefSeq and is a predicted model, not a curated record.
UUAUACAUGUACAAUGCGACCACUGCUCUCAUUUUGUAUAUCCACACACGCCGCAUAAAACAAAAAACAUAAAAUGCUCGCGCUGUACUAACUUCUAAAUGGAAUAUCAUAUGGAUAAUACGUUCUGAACCCAUCCUCCUUUCGGUCCCCUGAUGGGGCGAUCGGAUGGCAGACGAUCCGAUAUAACUGAGUUUACUCCUCCCGCCUACCGUUGUCAUGACGACCAUGGGAUACAUCACAAAGACCGGUCCGUAUAUUCCCGCCCUCUACCAGACCGAUCAGUCUGACAUCACGUCGUCUGCUCCAUACACCGGUUAGAAAUUAACAUCUCAGAUUGACAUUAGAUUGACUGGCCAACUCUUGGUAUAAAAACGAGUGCCCCUCCUUGAAGUUUUCAGACCAGCUUAUACCAUCAUCGGACUCCUAAACCAUUUCCUUCUUGCUUUCUCUCACGGGCUAGCUCUCACAACUUCAUACAAGGAUGAUCCCAACGGUGACUUCGCUGCUCGCAGCAACAUUCUGGUUGGUGAGCUCCUUGCAGGUUGCGAGUGGAGCAUGCAGAAGCAGCGAAGAAUCGGUGACAUACGAACUAACGUUCCAUGGUGACUGGAGUCAGACAGCUUUUCCAAAGCAAUACCCGAUAUAUAGAAAGAAUGCACAGUGGUCACCUGUAUUGGGUGCGGUACACAACAGUCGUUUCCAGAUGUGGAAAGAGGGUGAAGUCUCCAGUGAGCCGUUCUCUCGGUUCGUCGAGGGAGCAGACAUCAAGAACCUUCGUCCAGCAUUAACUGGUAGAUCGACAGAUGUCUAUACCACCUUUGCCAGUGACGGCGUUCCAUCUGGGGUCGGCAGCACGUCGAUUCAGUUUAGAAUGCAUCGAGAAUUCACCGAGGUCUCAUUCGCUGUUCGUAUCGACCCGAGUCCCGAUUGGUUUGUGGGUCAGUCAUCCCUUGACCUUUGCCGCAGUGGAGAGUGGUUACACGACAUGACAUUGGACCUUUAUCCCUUCGAUGCAGGGACGGACCAAGGGUUCAUGUUCACGUCACCAGAUUUCCCCGAGGUCCCUCGUCAACCGAUCGUCGAAAUCACAUCCCGCGUCCCCAGCCACCCUGCCAAUUCUUUCUUUUACCCGAGGGUUGCGCACCUGCCACGCAUCGCACAUGUCACGCUGUCUCGAGUACAUAACGCACAGCCCGCCUGGAUGAGACUAUUACAAAGUGAUCGAGGGGUGGCCGGCACUGAACAAGACAACGCUAUUCCAAAGAACAAAAGUCGCUUCUACGGCUUGAUUAAAGAUUCAAAAGCAACGACGACGAUAUCUGAUCAGGUACUGACGCCUCUAGACUGUGAAGUGACGUCAUGGGGUGGGUGGAGCCACUGUGACGUCACGUGUCGGGUAGGUCUGAAGCGACGGUUUCGUCUGGUGCAACAGAAGCCCAUGAACCACGGCGAAGCUUGUGCCGACCUGGUCGACGUCGUCAUAUGCGACAAAACGAUGGCGUUGGUUAAGCCAGAGAAGAAGAAGUGUGCGCAGAAACACAUCGCCAAGGAGAAGAAACGAUACAUGAAGCAACAGCUCAGGAACUUCAAUACCAAGGGCAAACGGAAGUACAUUGUGUAAUGGACUCAGGAGAGCAUUCUAGAACUCUUUAAUCACAAGUGACCCCAUUGCGAACUUGCAAUAUAGGUUUAAAUUAAGAUGCACAUACUUACUUGCACACAACUCAUAUUAACUCAGCCAAACUGGUUAACAUCAAUGUUUGGAGUACAUCCGCUUACUAGCGGCAGGUCAAUGGUCAUACUAAGAACAAGAUGCUUUGUCUUUGGAAACACCGUACGUCCAGUCUGUUAGGUUUAAUGACGAGACGCUCGCAAGUUAAAGGGGCUGUAGCAUGGGAAAUACUGGUUGAAGCCAUCUACGUCGUCUUUUGGAGAACUAUACGUAAACGAU